ACAGCUGUUUGUUUUCGCGGCGCGAUGCUCACGUAAUUUCUUGUACCGGUGGAUUGUUUAGUGGCUCUUUCGGGGGGAACAGUUCUGAAAUUUGUGCCGUUUUCUGUGUGAAUUUAUCAAAAAAGUGGUUACUCGAGGGGCAAAUCGGGAGCUAAAUCGUUUUUGUAAUGGGUGGAGUCGAUACCAGCAAGUGGAAGCCACGAAGAGCACAGGGCACAGUCAUCAACAAUACGCGUAACAAAUUUGCCUGGGCUGUGUUGGCCAUCGGAACCGCUUCUUUCGCUGUUUAUUAUUCCAUUAUCAGCUACAUUGGAGGAAGCGACCUGAAACAGCGAAUGCGAAAAGAUUUCCUGGAGCAAACCGAAGAGGAAAUUGACCGGCGGAAUUUGAUGAGGUUUAGUUUGCUGGCGCCCCGGAAAGGUGAUACCAUCCGGAAGCUGCUAGAAGAUCAGGAAACGAACCGGACGGAGAAGUAAAAUGGCCACUAGAAGUAAAAACGCUAAAAUUAAGUACGCUAAGUUGAGGCUGUUCAAGCCCUCAUCAUCGUCGUCUUCGCCUUCCGGAAGCAGAAGUCAACCGAAAUUGGAGAAUGAAGGGUAAUUUUCUUAAGGUCUGGGCGGGUAGCAAGUCUCUGUUAAGAGAUUUGGUCUAUAUUCUAUUGCAAGUCUUUAAAAAGUCUCUAUUCUUAACGAAGGUCUCUGAAGUCCUAGAGCUAAAGUAUUUUUUUCCUUCCAUGCAUUGAAUUUUUCUGACAAAUUAUAGAAGUUCCAUAGAAAUCCUCAGAGAUUAUUACGCGGCAAUUUCACUGAUUAUUCAGAAAUUUCUUUUCCUCAAGGAAAUCCUCGAGGAAUCCUCCUAUUGAUUCCUACUGAGUUUUUUUUCUGGUAUACAUUCAAAAAAAUCCUUCAGAAAUUCCUAUAGGAAUUCUCCUAGUCAUUCCUCCAACAAAUUUCCCAAAGAAAUUGUUCCAUUUCUUCAGACCUUUCUUGGAAUCCUUCUGCACUGCAAUGUUUCUGCAUCCUGUAAUUUCCACAAGGAUUUGGGUGAAAAUUUAGUUGUACAUAAUUUAUAGCUAUAGAUUGUUUGUAGAUCAAAGCCGGGAAAUAAAAGUAGACUAGCGAAUUUAUCAUCACA
Aedes aegypti (yellow fever mosquito) is the source of this 1134-nucleotide messenger RNA. RefSeq lists its product as uncharacterized. The transcript has 2 exons. Lineage: Eukaryota; Metazoa; Arthropoda; Insecta; Diptera; Culicidae. The record is from RefSeq and is a predicted model, not a curated record. The coding region runs from base 168 to 476 and encodes 102 amino acids.